UUGCUGCACCAUUUUCAAGCUUGACCUCCAGUGAGGACGCACUCUUCGUGAGUCUCGCUUCUCAUUCAACAUUUGGCUCAUUGAAAGAGGUUCUUCAAUCUUGAUUGUAUUUUGUCAUCACGAAGAUCAAAUUACCGCCCACAUUAUGGAUUCCAUCAAGAAAAAGAUGCAGUCCUUGGCAACCGAGACUGCCAAGGCUGUCGAAACUGCCAACAAGUUCGAAGAGGAGAUCCGACGGACCAACGACAUCGCGGAUGGCUUCGAGGAUCAAAUACGAUCCAUUCAGAAGAAGAUGCAAACCAUGGAAGCCCAAUACGACGUCUGUUGUGAGAACAUGCUAGAUGUGGCCCAAAAGCUAGAGACCAAAGAGAAGCUCUUUGCCAGUGCUGAGGCUGAUGUGGGAGGUCUAAGCAGAAAACUACUUCUUUUGGAAGAUGAAGUGGACAAAUCCGAGGAGAGGCUAGCCAAGGCUAUCAGCUCACUUUGCCGAGAGUCCAGACGAGCCGACCAAGCCGUAAGGAAGCGACAGCACUUGGAGAAUUCUAACACGGUCAAUGAGGAGCAAAGUGAUAUCCUCGAAACUCAACUCAAAGAGGCCAGGUUCAUGUUAGAGGAUUCGGAGAGGAAAUUUGAGGACAUCUCGCGGAAAAUGGGCACGCUGGACACGGAACUAGAGCGCACCAAUGAAAGGGCCGAAAUGGUGGAGAAUAAGAUAGUGAAUUUGGAGGAGGAAUUGAAGGUCGUUGGACAGAAUCUCCAAUCCUUGGAAGUAUCGGAGGAGAAGGCAAUGUUAAGAGAGGAGAACUACCAGAAGCAACUGAAGGAAAUGCGUGAGAGGUUGAAGAUCAUCGAGAGCAGGGACGAGAAUGCUACAAUGAAUAUUGGCCGCUUGAACGUGAAGAUUGAUCAAGUGGAGGAGAGCUUGCUCGCCGAAAAGAUGAAGAUCAAGAAAGUGUCGGACGAUUUGAACCAAACCUUUGAUGACAUGCAUCUGACUUAAGCAAGCUCAUUACUUAUACUAACUAAUUACGGCAUAAUAUAUUUAACAAACUCACCUGGUUUGGUCUUCUCUCAGCAUGACUUCUAAUCUCAUUGAUAUUCUACUCCAG
This is a messenger RNA of Tigriopus californicus, 1109 nucleotides long. RefSeq names its product tropomyosin-2-like. Gene Ontology annotation, biological process: muscle contraction; actin filament organization. Gene Ontology annotation, molecular function: actin filament binding. The record is from RefSeq and is a predicted model, not a curated record. The transcript has a single exon. The coding region runs from base 146 to 1000 and encodes 284 amino acids. Gene Ontology annotation, cellular component: actin filament. Lineage: Eukaryota; Metazoa; Arthropoda; Copepoda; Harpacticoida; Harpacticidae.